CUAUUGUUCUUCAUUUAGUAGUAGCAUAGAUAUGGUUGAAUAAUUUAUUACCUCUUUUUACGUAAUUAAGAGUACCAAACAAAAAGUAGAUCUAGAUCUUCUCUCUCCGGUGUCCGGCGAGUUUUGCUGGCGCCGUGAGAGGGUGGGUUAUUGUCCUAAGUUCUGUUUUAUGAGGUUUGGUCGAGGUGUUGUGGUGGGUAAAGAGGGAUCCACCAAGAAGCUUGUGAUAUUCUGGUGAGUUUAUGUUUGGUUUGGGUUGUUUGUCGGUUCCUAUCUGGUUUCUGGUACGCGGUGGUUGUAUUCAGCCGGUUCAGAUGUGGGUGCUUAAGCUUUCUUGGAUCUGGUCAGACAACCUUCCAAACGAGGCAUCAGAUGUCAGAGAUCUUCUGGUCAUCUUCCUGUCAGCUUCUUUUCUUCUGGCUCUAUUUUCCGGCGACCUGACUCCCGUGUUUCGGGCUUCGUCUCUGGCUUACAGUGGCUAUCUUAGCACUAUAAGGCUGGCUUUUGGCUCUGACGGUGUCCCUUUCUGUCCGGGAAUCGUUGGCCUUUGUCUCGGAUCAAUCGUUUGAAUAUGAAUCAUGUUUCAGAUUGGAAGUUUGCGUGAAGUGAAGUUGGAAACUUUGGUUUGGUCUGUUGAAUACAUUAGCGGCAGGUCCUCCUGUAUGGUUGCUUAAUUGCUUUGUGAAUGAGGAAGUCCAAUCCUCUGUUUAAUGGCUAUGAGUAGUCUUUGGAAUUCUUUUUUGGUAUAGGUAUGGCGACGGAAAGUGUAUUAGUCGUAGACUCAUAAUCAGGGGUUGGUUUGAUAAUUGUGGGGGGUUUUUGUGGCCUGGGGGUGUUAGCCUUGUAAUGGUUUGGAAACAAUGUUUAAAGUUCAAUAUAAUCUAACAGAUGACUUAAAAAAAAAAAGAGUACCAAACAAAAAGAUGUUGAAAAAAUAUAUUUUUUUGGAACACGUUAAAAAUAUAUUUAAUGGAGAUUAACUACCCAUUAUAUAAAUGUCGUCUGACUUUGAGAGUAACCAAGCGACUUGUUAAUCUAAACGAUAUUCAACCUGUUCAUCUUCUUUCCCCGCCAAAUCCAAACUCGGCAAUGGCUGAAUCUGACACGCGGGAGACUAACUGCGUGUACGUAGACACCAGCCUAGACACUCAUCUCCUGGUUCUCCUUCACGACCGUGAAACCAUCUCCGAGUUCAAAGUGAAACUAUGCAAGGAGCAUCAUGAGUGUUUUCCCGAACUUGGAGAAAUUGAUAUAUCUGCGGUUAAGGUUAAUCGUGAGAAUACGAGGGGUCUCCUUUUUGAUUAUCACUUGCCAGAUUCUAUGCUCUUGAGUAUGGUUUUCAACGGCAUCGGUCGUAAUUGUUGGUUUUUGUUUGUUGAUGCUGCCGUCAAAGUUGAAAAUUGUUUAAACCAUGAGGAAGACAAGAAUGAUUCUCUACUUUUCGAGGAAGAAGAUUUGGAAGUUGAGAAGACAAGAAAGAAGAGAGAACUGGAACUUUCCGAUGGAGAAAAGAGUUGGAAAAAACCAAAGGUUGAUGAUCUUAAUCAAUCUUCUGCUGCUGCUUCAGAAUUUGAUGUUGAUGGGAGUCACGAGUUAAGUGGAAAUGUUCAGCUUCAGCUUGAAGUUGUUGCUACUGAAUCUUCACCGAGAAAAAAACUAGAUGAUGAUACUCUUCCGGAAACAACAACAAGUAAAGAAACUGAGAUGGGUGAGAAAUCUGUGGAAGACGAUGUUGAAACUCAUAAUCUGGUUAGCCACCAGGCAAAUCAUUUAGCAACCAGAUCAGAUACAGAGAAGAAGAGAUCAGAAGAUGACAUCAAUCAGUCUUCUGCAGCUGUUAUUUUUACAACUUCAAAUGUAGAUAGUGUUGCUGCUACUCCUGAAUCCCUUCCAGCCUCUGGAGGAGAAAAUCGUGGUAACCCUUUUGCUGAAGCAACUCAGAAAGAAAUUGAGAAAUCUGUGGAAGAUGACACUGAAACCGAAAAUCAUUUGGACACUAACAGUAGGCUAACAGCCAGACCAGACGCAGAAAAGAAGAGAUCAGAAGAUGAAGCAAAUCAAUCCUCUGCUACUACUGCUAUUACAACUUCAAGAGAUAUUGUGAAUGAGAUAGGUAAAUUUCCUGGAAAUGUACCUGAAUCUCUUCCAAUCUCUAGAGGAGAAAAUCUUGAUGAUUCUUUUGCAGAAGCAACUCAAAAAGAAAAUGAGCUGGUUCAGAUUUCUUCUAUCGAUGAUGUGGGAAGAGAUCAAACUGAAACUGACAAUCUAGUGAGACACACAACAAAUCAUUUGGACACUGUCAGUGAGGUUACCACCAGACCAGAUAGAGAGAAGAAAAAAAGAAGAAAGAAGAGAUCAAAAGAUGCCAUCAGUCAGUCUUUUUCUGCUGCUUCAAUUACAACUUCAAGAGAUAUUGUGAAUGAGAUUAAAGGAGUUCCUGCUGCAAAUGUUGAUUCUGUUGAUGCUACUCCUGAAUCUCUUCCAAUCGAAAAUCUAGGCAUUCCUUCUUCUACAGAAGCAAGUCAGAAAGGUAAUUUCAAUUUUAUCUCAUCAACUCAUAAUGUCAUUCUUGAUUCUUGGCUGAAAACUGAGACGAUUUAUGAUACUUUGGGAUGUGGAAAAGCUAUACCAAGUGCUGCAGAUAAUAUCCAGGCCAGUAAUGCUGAAGCCGAUGCCGAUGAGGCUAAAUCAGUGAAGUCUAAUACUAAGACCAAAAAAUCCAAGACCCCAGCUGAAGAAGAAGAUACUCUGGUCGUUUCCUCUGAUGCACACAAUGUUGAUGAGUCUGUCAAAGCUGUGGAAGGAGAAGAGCCUGAUAGUAUUAUCAGAAAUGAAACCGAGGAAAACAAUGCUUCUCUUGAGGUUGCAGACUCCCAAGAAUUGUCAGUUGAUGAUGUAAACAAUGCUGCUUUGGAGGUUGCAGACUCCCAAGAAUUUUCAGUUGAGGUAAACAAUGCUGCUCCGGAGGAGACCCCUCUCAUCAAAGAUGCUGAGAGCGAUGCUUCACUUUUGAGAAAGUGCGCUGAUGAUGCUGUGGAUAAGAGCCUUUCCAAGAAAAGUCUAACUGAUGAUAUGGGAGACAAUUUUGGUUGCAGCCAAAAUCAAGAGAAACCAGAUCAAGUGGCUGGUGGGGCUAAAUCUAAAAAGGAGAAGAAGGGGCUUGAUCUUCAUCCAAGCGGUUCCUCUAAUGGUUCAUUGGGCUCAAUGAAACCGAAAGAGAAAAGAGGUAGAGCUCAACAACCAGCUAGCUCAAGUACAGAUCCUUUGCAGUCAAGGGUUCCAAAUGAUGCCAGUGAUGUGACUUUUAUGUCUAGGAAGCUAAGGUAACCUAUAUAGAUCCCAAUUUAACUUAAACCUCAUGCUCCUUUCUCUCUAUCUGACACGCUAAUAUUUGAUCUGAGCAGGAAACAAUCUGGACGGAGUAACAAAUAAGUAAGUGACUUGUUAGCGGUAUCAUCUAUAAGCUACACAAACUAAAUAUAUUAUGCUCAUGAAACUUGUAUGCCUUGUCUUGUGAACAGGUUUUCAGGGAGCCUACAAGAUAUCCUGAGAAGAUCAAGCAGUUACAAGAAGGCUUUAAUUAGAGCUCAGUCACAACCUGAUAUAGACGAUGACUCUCCCGUAGAUUGCAUUCCUUCUUACCUAUUAUCAUUUUCUGGUUUAGUGCUGACUAAAAACCCGGUAAUGAUGUUUAAAAGUCAUGUCUUAUAUUAAAAGUCACCACAAGGGUCCACAACAUUAGCUAGAUGUUAUGUCUUAUAUUUUGUCUUCAUUGCCUCUUUUUCAAGUGGUUUCAAUAAUUAUUCGUUUCACUUUGUAAAUGGAUCAUAUCAUGUCUCACCACUCCUUGCUUGCUUGGUUUCAAAGUGUAUUAAGUUUAUCUUCUAGUUCCUCGGACUACAUGGUUCUCAAUGGGUUAAUGAAUAAAUUUGUAACUAAGCCAUUGUAGACAACACAGUUCGAAGAACUGAAACACAAACUUGGAAUGACUUUGAAAUGGAUCAAGGAGUGAUGAGAUAUGAUAAAAGUAUGCAGCAAAGGUUGUGGUGCUAUUAUCUUUUAAGUUUAUGUGUCUUUAUGUCAAAUAUGAGACUCUUGAUACAGGUAAACCCA
This is a messenger RNA of Brassica napus (rape), 4113 nucleotides long. RefSeq lists its product as uncharacterized. NCBI's taxonomy places the organism in Eukaryota, Viridiplantae, Streptophyta, Magnoliopsida, Brassicales, Brassicaceae. The record is from RefSeq and is a predicted model, not a curated record. The transcript is spliced from 8 exons. Bases 970 to 3327 code for a protein of 785 amino acids.